AUGUCUUCCACAACCAAGACUUCAGGUAAGUCUACUUUUGGAGUCGAGCUGGAGUUUCUCGCCCUCGUGCCUGGUGACUACAACUUCACACCUCACCAUGCCAUCUAUGAAUUCCUUCAAGAAAAAGUCACCCUUCCUUGCCCCUUCAACUGCCAACAGGGUAAUCACGAUCUCAGGCUUCCCGUUGACGCCGAAACACCAGCCUUCUGGGCUCACAAUGACGAUCUCAAUGAGUACAAGACAUGGGUUGUGACCCGUGAUUGCAGUGUAAAACUUACUAGAGAUGAAAAACUUCUAUACCCUGACGACUCUGUUGUCAGCGAUGUUGAAUUCCCAUCUCGCAUCCUCGAUUUCCACAAUCCUAGUCCUUGUCCUCAUGGUCAGGUUUGGCCUUGCAAUGGGCAGCCUUUGAUGUGGGAUUGGCGUGAUGAAAUUACCGUCAUUAUAAACACUCUGAAGCAGAGGAUGAACAAGCCUGGCUACAGAGUCUUUUGCAAUGACACUUGUGGUAUGCAUGUCCAUAUCGGUCGCGACAAGGUUGGAUUCAAUCUCAACACUACCAAGAACAUUAUGGGUAUGUUUGCUGCUUGGGAACGUUGCUUCGAUUCUGUAUUGACUGUUGACCGUAUUGCUGGUUAUGAAAAUGAUCACGCUGCUUUGCCUGCUCUCAAGAUGGACGACACAGAUGACUCGAUUGAUCCAUGGCAAGCCUCUCCUGGUUGGAAAUACAAUCUCCCUCUCUCAGUCCGCCAAUUCGAACAUCUGGGUCAUGAUUUGAUGGUUGCCUACAGCGCAAACGACUACUUCCAAUGGGACAAACUAAACAGGAAUGGUGCCUCUAUACCUUACUGGCUACACAGAAUCUAUGAGACCACUAGUUUUGCUUCUCUCGGUGAGUACAGCACCGCCCAUCAAUCUUCCGUCAAUCUCGAGCACGUCGUCCACAAAGACACCAAAAAGCCAACCAUAGAAAUCCGUCUUCACCAAGGUACCCUAGAAAUCCCCGAGAUUUGCUCUUGGAUAGAUGUCCUCGUCAACAUUUCCAGCUACGCAGAGACCAACUCUUGUGCUUCCGUCCUUGCUACCCUCGAAUCCUCUUAUGCCAAUCCUUCACUAACGAUAAUCGAUAUAGCAAAACUGGUUUCCGCCUCUGCAUCCACUAUAGCACACUAUACUUGCUUUUUAUCACCAACCUACUCCUUUGACCUCUUUGACAAGAUCGUUUCUUCCCAGCCAGAGGACUCGUUGUCUGCUCUGUAUGCUUACAAUGCAAGAAACACCAGCUCUCGGACUCAGGCUCCCGCCAUCUCCACCCGUAUAUCUCAAAAACUGGUUUCCGGUCGCUAUGGCCAAUUCCCAGUCGACUUUUUGAGCGCCGUUCUUCCUGAAAAGGUCAAAAAGGUUGCGAAAAAGGAUGUGAGGUUCUUGAGUGAUGAGCUGGAUGCUAAAGGUUUGGAGGAGUGGAGUGCAGAGGUUGAAAAUGUGGUUGGCAAGGUUGUGGAGAGGAAGAAUGGGAGUGGUGGUUACUAUUAG
Molecule: messenger RNA, 1533 nt
Organism: Aureobasidium uvarum
Lineage: Eukaryota; Fungi; Ascomycota; Dothideomycetes; Dothideales; Saccotheciaceae
Source: the annotation of a GenBank genome assembly